AUGGCCUCCGCAGUUACAGCAUGUGCGACCAUCACUCUCAAGGCCGGCCAAAACAUUGAGGAAUCACAGGCAUGGAAAGAUUCACUCACCACUAUUUCUCAACAAGCUGGCUACCAGCGAGCUUACUGGGGCCGCGAGGUGGACAACGCAGAUGUCGUACAACUGCUAGUUGAUUGGGACUCCAUUGCCUCAAACGGAGCCUUCAUCGCCUCCCCAGCCUACGCCUCAUUCAUGGAGAACCUCAGCACCAUCAUCACCGACAUCUCCCUCCACCACGUCCAGCAAACCACACCCACCGGACCCCACACCCUCCUCACCAGCGCCCCCGUCACAGAAGUCCUCACCCUGUACGCCUGCGACCCCUCAUACGUCGCUGAGAAAGUCCAGCCAUUCGCAGCUGCUAUCGCGGCCGCCAAGCCCGCUGGAUAUAGGGGGUAUGUCGUCGGUGAUGUCGUAGAGGAGAUUGAGAAGAAGGAUGGGACCGCGAAUGGCAAGGGCGUGAAGCUGUUUAUCGGUUGGGAUAGCAAAGAGCUCCACGAGCAGGCUAAGGCGUCGGAUCUUCUCAAGGAGAGUGUUGGGUUGCUUAAGGGGGGCAGUGGCGGGGCUGAGAUGUCUUAUGUGUCAUUCAAGCUUUUUUAA
This is a messenger RNA of Venustampulla echinocandica, 639 nucleotides long. RefSeq lists its product as uncharacterized. The transcript has 3 exons. Lineage: Eukaryota; Fungi; Ascomycota; Leotiomycetes; Helotiales; Pleuroascaceae. The record is from RefSeq and is a predicted model, not a curated record. The coding region runs from base 1 to 639 and encodes 212 amino acids.